This is a messenger RNA of Ricinus communis (castor bean), 2424 nucleotides long. Its product is annotated as calcium-dependent protein kinase 28. Gene Ontology annotation, biological process: protein autophosphorylation; intracellular signal transduction; peptidyl-serine phosphorylation. Bases 326 to 2053 code for a protein of 575 amino acids. The record is from RefSeq and is a predicted model, not a curated record. The transcript is spliced from 12 exons. Gene Ontology annotation, molecular function: calcium ion binding; ATP binding; calcium-dependent protein serine/threonine kinase activity. Gene Ontology annotation, cellular component: nucleus; cytoplasm. NCBI's taxonomy places the organism in Eukaryota, Viridiplantae, Streptophyta, Magnoliopsida, Malpighiales, Euphorbiaceae.
AUCAUCAUCUCCUUCUCUGAAAUGAAAAAAAAAAAAAAAGAGGAAGAAAGAAAGAAAGAAAGUCUCUUUUUUGACCACCACCCCCACCUCUCUCUUUCUUCUCUUCUUCCUCCUAUCUUCUCUUCCGGUUCCCCAAAAGCCCAUUAUUAUAGUUUAUCAUAAUCAUCCUCUUUAUUUAUUCAUUAUCUAUAUAUAUAUUUUACAGAGUUUUGAUCCUUGUAGAAACUUAUUUAUAUAUAUUUAUAUAUAAGAGUAUAAAGCUAUUGGCUUUGACAUUUCUGUCUCAUGGUUGUCUUCUUUGAAUAUUUGCAAAUCAAUUAAUCAAAUGGGUGCCUGUUUUUCUACCAUUAAAGUUAGUGGUUCUAGUAGCAAUAACACCGCCACCACAACCGCCACAGUUGGCGGCCACCAUUAUCAACGGAAAGAAAUUGCCGGCAACCCACAAAGAAUAUCAACAGCAACAAAAACAAACAAGCAAACCAAGAAUAACAACAACAACAACAACGAGAACAACAACAAUGAGAGUAGACAACAAAAGCAGCAAUCACAACAACAGCAACAAAAGGUCAAAGAGAAGCAAACUUUAAGGAGACCUGGCGGAGUGAUCCCAUGCGGUAAGCGUACAGAUUUUGGGUACGCUAAAGAUUUUGAUAAAAGAUACUCCAUCGGGAAGUUAUUGGGUCAUGGUCAAUUUGGCUAUACUUAUGUUGCUACUGAUAAGGCUAACGGAGAUCGUGUUGCUGUUAAGAAGAUUGAAAAAAAUAAGAUGGUUCUGCCAAUUGCUGUUGAGGAUGUUAAACGUGAGGUCAAGAUAUUGCAGGAACUUGCUGGCCAUGAGAAUGUAGUUCACUUUUAUAAUGCAUUUGAGGAUGAUUCAUUUGUAUAUAUAGUGAUGGAGUUAUGUGAGGGUGGGGAAUUGCUGGACCGCAUAUUGUUGAAGAAGGACAGUCGUUAUACUGAGAAAGAUGCAGCAGUAAUUGUACGGCAGAUGCUCAAAGUUGCAGCUGAAUGCCAUUUACAUGGUUUGGUGCACCGUGACAUGAAACCAGAGAAUUUUCUUUUCAAGUCAACCAAGGACGACUCACCUCUUAAGGCCACAGACUUUGGCUUGUCAGACUUCAUUAAACCAGGGAAAAAGUUUCAAGAUAUUGUUGGCAGUGCCUAUUAUGUAGCCCCUGAAGUAUUGAAGCGCAGAUCUGGACCUGAAUCAGACGUCUGGAGCAUUGGUGUUAUUACCUAUAUUUUGCUAUGUGGGAGGCGCCCUUUUUGGGAUAAGACUGAGGAUGGUAUAUUUAAGGAGGUCUUAAGGAACAAACCUGAUUUCCGGCGUAAACCAUGGCCAAGCAUAAGCAGUAGUGCCAAAGAUUUCGUGAAGAAGUUACUGGUGAAGGAUCCUCGGGUCAGACUUACUGCUGCACAGGCGCUAUCACAUCCAUGGGUCAGAGAAGGAGGAAAUGCAUCUGAAAUACCUAUUGACAUAUCUGUUCUAAACAAUAUGCGGCAAUUUGUGAAGUACAGUCGUUUUAAACAGUUUGCUCUAAGGGCAUUGGCAAGCACACUUGAUGAUGAGGAGCUGUCAGAUCUUCGGGAUCAAUUUGAUGCAAUCGAUGUAGAUAAAAAUGGUUCUAUUAGUCUUGAAGAGAUGAGACAGGCACUUGCUAAAGAUCUUCCCUGGAAAUUGAAAGAGUCUCGUGUCCUUGAGAUUCUCCAGGCGAUUGACAGUAACACAGAUGGACUUGUUGAUUUCUCAGAAUUUGUUGCUGCUGCUCUACACGUGCAUCAACUAGAGGAGCAUAACUCUGAGAAGUGGCAGCAUCGAUCACAGGCUGCUUUUGAGAAAUUCGAUAUUGAUAAAGAUGGUUUUAUAACAUCAGAAGAACUUAGAAUGCACACGGGCUUGAGAGGUUCCAUUGAUCCGCUUCUUGAGGAAGCUGACAUUGAUAAAGACGGUAAAAUAAGCCUUUCAGAAUUCCGUAGACUUCUAAGAACUGCAAGUAUUAGCUCACGGAAUGCACCAAGCCCAUCCGGACAUCGGAAUUCUCGAAAGAUGUAGAGCAGAAUUUGGAGUUCCAGAAAAUCGAGACAAGUCAGAGUUGCAAAAGUCAUCUACUUUCAGAAAUUCUGCUGCAGGAUUAUACGGUGUUGUAGUCAGGGUACUCUCUUGCGAUUAGAUUACCAUCCCAUGUAUUUUCUGAACUCAAAUGUUUUCAAUGGUAGGACUAAUUCCCCAAAGGAUGUGUGCUAAGAGGAUGCGUUGUAUUAAGUGGAGAGGUGUUGGUUCGCUGUGGAGGAUGGCUGGCUGGCUCUGCGUGUGAUUGUACAUUCUUUUUGAGUGUCAGGGACUUUCUUUGUCGUGCCCAAUGAAUUGUAAUAUCUAACAGAAACCAAUAAAAUGCCAAUAAAUCUUUGGUGUUUUAGAAAUCA